This is a messenger RNA of Trichobilharzia regenti, 3668 nucleotides long. Lineage: Eukaryota; Metazoa; Platyhelminthes; Trematoda; Strigeidida; Schistosomatidae. The record is from the annotation of a GenBank genome assembly.
UUAUCUUUUGAGUUUUGACUCUUCUGUACGUUCAUUGGUUCGCUCUCUUGUUGUGCUCUCUUUCUGCACACUCUCCGAGCCUACCUUCAGCAACAUCUGCAGAUAAGUUGUACGACUUCUUUAUUUAUUGAAUUUCAUAUUUCGUUGAAUAAAAUAUAAUUCUCCCAGGUACUCUUGUCACAUCAAGUCUUUUUACUGCGAUGCAGUUCGUCAGUAUUUGUGCGUCGAGUAGUGUACUACUAAGGUUGCAAAACGGUGAAGAAGUUUGUAAGGGUGUUUAGAGUAUAGGUACACUCUAAGCCGUAGUAGAACUCUUACAAGUGGUGAGCCCGUUUUCACCGUUUACCGCCAUAGUAGCUUAACGUGUUAAUAAUUCUUUUUACAUACCGUCUAUUUUGUUAAUUUUUUUUCUUUCACGCACGGUUAUAAAGAUUUGAUUUGUUUUGUUUGUACUUAUAUUGGUUUUUAUCACCUUGUUAAUAUUUUGUCUUGUGUGCAAGAUGGCUGACAACGGUUCUGCGUCAGAGAUGGCUAUAACGCUGCAACUCCCCGCCUUCUGGACACAUCGUCCAGCUGCAUGGUUCAAUCAUAUAGAGGCUCAGUUUGCCAUUAGACACAUACACUCACAAGAGACCAAAGUAAACCACGUGAUUGUGAGCCUGCCUGAAAAUGUCAUAGACGAGGUGUCUGACGUUCUUGCAGAUCCGUCUCCGGAUCGGUACGAGCGGCUCAAACAGGCGUUAAUUCAACGAGUCGCACUUACUGACCAACAGAAAGUGCAGGAACUUUUCCGAGAUGUUCAGUUAGGUGACCGCAAGCCCUCACAAAUGUUGAGGCAGAUGAAGCAGUUAGUGACGGACUUUAAAAUUGACGAGGUCUUUCUGAAACAGCUUUGGCUUCAAAGAUUACCUCAGACAGUCCAGGGUAUCUUGGCACCGAUCUACAAGUACCCCUUACAGGAGAUAGCCGAGGCAGCUGAUAGAGCGGUAGAGGCCAUCAAUCCUAAAAUUGGCAUUUCCGCAACAGUAACCGCUGCUCCUGCUCAGACUAAAGAUUCUUCUGACGGGGGUCAUCAAGCUUUGACGCGGUGGCCCAUAUAGCCAAGCUAUACGAGGAGAUCUGUAGUAUACGACAGGAGAUGAACUCCAGGAGUCGUGCACGCAGUCGCUCGAGUUCGCGUAGUAGUAGACCCUUGUCACGUGCUAGCAGCAAGCGCCGACAGUCCCGAAGUAACCAGCCUGGAGUGUGCUGGUAUCAUCGACGUUACGAAGCAAAGCCCAAAAGUGCACUCGCCCGUGCACCUUCGAUGUUCAACAAUCGGGAAACUAGCAGGCCAGCACGUACUGGCGACUAACGUCGCUGGCGAACCACUCUCAUGUCGCCUCUUCUAUGUUACCGACCGUAACACGGGGAUACGCUUCCUAAUUGAUACCGGAGCGGAGGUCAGUGUAAUCCCACCCAUAGUAGGGGAGCGCAGGCGGCCAAUGUCUCUUCAACUACGAGCCGCAAAUGGUUCGCCAAUUGCUACGUUCGGCAGGCGCUUUAUAGACCUUAACAUCGGUUUGCGUCGUUCAUUUCGUUGGGUCUUCCUGGUGGCAGACGUUACCACAGGUAUAAUUGGCAUGGAUCUAUUGCAGCACUACCAAUUACUGUUAGAUACAGGUAAUCAUAAGUUAAGAGAUCCUGUCACAAACCUCUCCGUCAGCGGUAUCGUCACACAAGGCCCAGCUCUCAGCCCAGUAUACGCUACACCAACUUUAGCUGGACCAUAUUCUGAUAUACUUCAAUCCUUUCCGGACUUGUUUAAACCUACCCGUUGUCUACCAAGCGUGACUUCUAAUGUCACACAUCAUAUUGUUACGACUGGUCCGCCAGUUUUCGCAAAGCCCCGACGGUUGUCUCCGGAAAAACUACAAGCCGUUAAGGCUGAGUUUGAACACAUGUUAGAAAUUGGAAUCAUCCGGCCUUCAAGCAGCCCGUGGUCACCUCUGCACGUGGUACCCAAGAAUAACGGGUUAGAUUGGCGACCUUGUGGCGAUUAUCGCAGACUUAAUGCGCAGACCGUGCCAGAUCGUUACCCGGUACCCCACAUACAUGAUCUCACAUCUUCCCUCAAUGGUGCAACGGUUUUCAGUAAACUUGAUUUAACUAGAGCAUAUCAUCAGAUCCCAGUUCAUCCUGAGGAUAUUCCUAAAACGGCAGUCAUCACUCCUUUUGGUCUUUUCGAAUUCCUCCGCAUGCCGUUUGGUCUCCGCAACGCCGCACAAACAUUCCAGCGUUUCAUACAUGAUGUUUUGCGCGGAUUAGAUUGCGCGUAUGCCUACCUGGACGGUAUUCUCGUGGCUAGCCCUGAUGAAGCUACUCACCGUAGGCAUUUGCAGAUAGUUUUUGAGCGAUUAGCAACACACGGUUUGACACUUAACAUGUCAAAAUGCCAGAUUGGCGUACAUUCGUUGAAUUUUCUGGGACAUGUCGUUAACGAACAUGGCAUUCGACCGUUACCUGAGAAGGUACUAGCCAUACAAAACUUCCCAGAGCCUACGUCCAUGAAAUCUUUGCGCACAUUCCUAGGCAUGGUAAGUUAUUACCGACGUUUCGUUCCUCAAUGUGCACAUAUUUUACAUGCACUCACAGACCUUCUGAAGGGUAAAUGCAAAACCUUCAGCAUGACACAAGAGGCUAGGGAAGCGUUCCAAAAAAUUAAAUCAGCGAUUGCAGACGCAACCAUGUUAGUUCACCUAGACACCCAACUUCCGCUUAGCAUCUCGGUUGAUGCAUCUAACACAGCCAUUGGAGCUGUACUACAACAACAAGCGCACAACUCAUGGAUACCGGUAGCCUUUUUCUCUCGGAAGUUGUCGGCGACUGAAGCGAGGUAUAGCACUUUUAGCAGAGAACUCCUCGCCAUCUAUGCCGCUAUCAAGCAUUUUCGCCAUUUCGUCGAAGGUCGGAAAUUCACAGUAUUUACCGACCACAAGCCAUUAACGUAUGCCUUACGCACCACUUCUGACAGGUAUUCACCACGUGAAUUACGCCACCUGGACUACAUUUCACAGUUCACUUCCGAUAUCCAGCACGUUUCUGGAGCGGAUAACGCGGUAGCAGACGCUUUGUCUCGCGUAUGUGCCACGUCGGUACCACCAACCAUCGAUCUUCAUAAAAUGGCCGAACUCCAACUGAAGGAUUUGAACUUAGAACACCUGUCAACUAAAACCUCACUGAAGAUAGAACGCGUCCCCUUGCUAAACAGUGAAACAACUAUACUUUGCGAUAUGUCAACGGGUACUCCUCGACCGAUUGUUCCCACGUCUUUACGCCGCACCGUGUUUGAGUCCCUCCACAACCUCUCCCAUCCUGGCAUACGAGCAACGGACAAGUUGAUAUCAGCGAGAUUUGCGUGGCCCGGUAUGAACCGUGAUGUGCGUCAAUGGACACGUGCUUGUCUGCAAUGCCAACGUGCUAAAGUCACCAAGCAUAACAUCACGCCGUUGGGGACGUUUGCGACCCCAGACGCUCGGUUCCAUCAUAUACACCUGGAUAUAGUAGGGCCCUGCCCCCGUCUAACGGCUGCUCGUAUUUACUCACAUGUGUGGAUCGUUUCACACGUUGGCCGGAAGCCAUUCCGAUACAAGAUGUAACGGCUCAAACCAUCUGUCGUGCCUUCAUGG